Molecule: messenger RNA, 4420 nt
Organism: Carlito syrichta (Philippine tarsier)
Lineage: Eukaryota; Metazoa; Chordata; Mammalia; Primates; Tarsiidae
Gene: ANGPT1
Product: angiopoietin 1
Exons: 9
Coding region: 506-2002 (498 amino acids)
Biological process (GO): angiogenesis; Tie signaling pathway
Molecular function (GO): receptor tyrosine kinase binding
Source: RefSeq, a predicted model, not a curated record
GCCCUCAGCCCUCAGCAAUCCUUAGCAUAGGGGCACACUCAUGCAUUCCUGUCAAGUCAUCUUGUGAAAGGCUGCCUGCUUCCAGCUUGGCUUGGAUGUGCAACCUUAAUAAAACUCACUGAGGUCUGGGAGAAAAUAGCAGAUCUGCAGCAGAUAGGGCAGGGGAAAGGGUCUAGAAUAUGUACACGCAGCUGACUCAGGCAGGCUCCACGCUGAACGAUCACACGGAGAGGAAACAAUAAAUCUCAGCUCCUAUGCAAUAAAUAUCUCAAGUUUUAACGAAGGAAAGUAUCAUUACAGUGAAAUCUAAAAAAAAAAAAAAAAUAACCUUUUUGAGCAAGGCUAACAAAUGGCUAGUUUUCUAUGAUUCUUCUUCAAACGCUUUCUUGGAGGGGGAAAAAGUCAAACAAACAAGCAGUUUUACCUGAAAUAAAGAACUAGUGUAAAGGUCAGAAGAAAGGAGCGAGUUUUGCGAGAGGCACGGAAGGAGAGCGCUGGCAGUACAAUGACAGUUUUCCUUUCCUUUGCUUUCCUCGCUGCCAUUCUGACUCACAUAGGGUGCAGCAACCAGCGCCGGAGUCCAGAAAACGGUGGGAGAAGAUAUAACCGGAUUCAACAUGGGCAGUGUGCCUACACUUUCAUUCUUCCAGAACACGACGGGAACUGUCGUGAGAGUGCGACAGACCAGUACAACACGAACGCUCUGCAGAGGGAUGCUCCACACGUGGAACCGGAUUUCUCUUCCCAGAAACUCCAACAUCUGGAGCAUGUGAUGGAAAAUUAUACUCAGUGGCUGCAAAAACUUGAGAAUUACAUUGUGGAAAAUAUGAAGUCGGAGAUGGCUCAGAUACAGCAGAAUGCGGUUCAGAACCACACGGCCACCAUGCUGGAGAUAGGAACCAGUCUCCUGUCUCAGACUGCAGAGCAGACCAGAAAGCUGACAGAUGUUGAGACCCAGGUACUAAAUCAAACUUCUCGACUUGAAAUACAACUUCUGGAAAAUUCAUUAUCAACAUACAAGCUGGAAAAGCAACUUCUUCAACAGACAAAUGAAAUCCUAAAGAUUCAUGAGAAAAACAGUUUACUAGAACAUAAGAUCUUAGAAAUGGAGGGAAAGCACAAGGAAGAGUUGGACACCUUAAAGGAAGAGAAAGAGAACCUUCAAAGCUUGGUUACUCGUCAGGCAUAUAUAAUCCAGGAGCUGGAGAAACAACUAAGCAGAGCUACCACCAAUAACAGUGUCCUGCAGAAACAGCAGCUGGAGCUGAUGGACACAGUUCACAACCUUGUCAACCUUUGCACUAAAGAAGGUGUUUUACUAAAGGGAGGAAAAAGAGAGGAAGAGAAACCAUUUAGAGACUGUGCAGAUGUAUAUCAAGCUGGUUUUAAUAAAAGUGGAAUCUACACUAUUUAUAUUAAUAAUAUGCCAGAACCCAAAAAGGUAUUUUGCAAUAUGGAUAUAAAUGGGGGAGGUUGGACCGUAAUACAGCAUCGUGAAGAUGGGAGUCUGGAUUUCCAAAGAGGCUGGAAGGAAUAUAAAAUGGGUUUUGGAAAUCCCUCCGGUGAAUAUUGGCUGGGGAAUGAGUUUAUUUUUGCCAUAACCAGUCAGAGGCAGUACACACUAAGGAUUGAGUUAAUGGACUGGGAAGGAAACCGAGCCUAUUCACAGUAUGACAGAUUCCACAUAGGAAAUGAAAAGCAAAACUAUAGGUUGUAUUUAAAAGGUCACACUGGAACAGCAGGAAAACAGAGCAGCCUGAUCUUGCAUGGUGCUGAUUUCAGCACUAAAGAUGCUGAUAAUGACAACUGUAUGUGCAAGUGUGCCCUCAUGCUAACAGGAGGCUGGUGGUUUGAUGCUUGUGGUCCCUCCAAUCUAAAUGGAAUGUUCUAUACUGCGGGACAAAAUCAUGGAAAACUGAAUGGGAUAAAGUGGCACUACUUUAAAGGGCCUAGUUACUCCUUACGUUCCACUACUAUGAUGAUUCGACCUUUGGAUUUUUGAAAGCACAAUGUCAGAAGCAAUUACAAAAGCAACAAAGAAAUCUGGAGAAGCUGCCAGAUGAGAAACUGCUUGAAAACUUCUGAAGCAAACAAUAUUGUCUCCCUUAACAGCAACACGUGUUGGUCAUGUGAAGUCACCAAGGUUCUUGACUGUGGAUUUGUAGCCUUCUGAGUUCACGAAAGUCUCUACUUGGGGCCACCACGUUCAUAUGGCUUGACUAUAGAAUAUGCCACUGACUGCCAUGCUUUAAAAAGGGAAGAAACUGCUCAGCUUGCUGUGCUUCAAACUACUACUGGAUCUUAUUUUGAAACUACAGUAGCCAGAUGAUAAAUAUGGUUAAUGUCAUGUAAAGCAGAAAAAUGAAUAAAAAUAGAAUAUACACAAAGAAUAGAAACAGGCCUGCCAUAAUCUUUUGGAAAAGAUGUAUUAUUACACCAGUGAAAAGGUGUCAUAUCUAUGCAAACCUACUAACAAAUAUGUUUAUUCUGUUACACAAUUCUGAUAAGAGUUCAGGAAAAACAUCACAUUCCUCUGAGUUGGUUAAAUGUUAAUGGAUUUCAGAAGCCCAGUUCCGACAUCAUACUUAAUAGUUUAUUUGGUUUACCCAUCUUCAAAUGCAAGUUCCAGUUUUGCAAGCUAUAAUCAAUCAUAGAACAUGGAUAUUAACAAUGUGAGGCAGAAACAAACUCUAUUACUCUUUGAUUUUUUUUUUGACUUUUUUUUUAAAUUGACAUACUCAAGUAAGGACUUAUGAGGUAAAAAAAUUACUAUCCCCCUACUAUGGCUUUCAUUUAUUUUUAAAACUGACUGACUGAUAUAUAAAUAUAUUUAUAGCCUGAGUAAAGUUUGAAGAAUGAGAAAUAUAUCAUCAAGUUCUUAAAAUAAUAUACAUGCAUUUAAUAUUUCCUUUGAUAUAAUACCAGAAAGCAGUAUUUUGGAGUAUAUUAAGUUGGAGAAAAACCAAGUAAACUGGAGGAGUUCAUUUUACAGUAUCUUGCAUGUGUAUGCAUAUGGGUAACUUCAUUAUUUUAAGAUACAUUCGUUAUUUUUAGAAUUUCAGUUCUACACCCUGUAAUUUCUUACUAAAUUAAAUUUUAACAUGUUUACCAGAUUCAUCCUAUUCCAGCUUCUAUAGAAGAUACACUUUUAAGUGUAUGAAAAAUAAAAUAAUUAUAAAUACCAUUGUACUUAGCAUGUUUAUAUCCAUGAUAAACCUCAUAGCUAUUAAAUCUGAAAUAUGCAAUGUUGUCCUUAAUUAAUACAAAUAAACACAAGUGCUCCAAGAAAUCUAUUAUAUUGCUUGAUGAAACACAUUACUAUUCAUAUUUUUCUUCUUCAGUCUGCUUUCUAAGGCAAUUUUUAAUUUUUAAAAAUUAUUAUCAUUAGUGGAGAAAAUUGUAAAAACAUUGUAUAUUAUAUGUAAGGGAAACACACAUACACACAAAGAAAAUAAAUCACAGUUAUCUGACUAAUUAAGAGAAAUUCUGACUGUUAUCUGCUAUAAAUUUCUCAAUGAAAGUAUUUCUAUGGGAUAUUCUAUUUUAAGUGAAAUUUUGGGCACAGAUUUUUGUGGGAACUUGAAAUUAUUACAGUAUUUUAUAAAAAAAUUACUCUCUGCCUCUAAGUAUUCAAGAUUACAAUAGUGGACAGUUUUUUAAAAAUAUAUGGGUUAUUAUGGGAUGAGAGAAUUGAAAUAUAUACUGAGUCUUCUUUCUUAGAAAAUAACUUUUUUUUUCAAGGUAAUAAUACCAAUUUCAGAGUUGGGUGCUUGAUUUACCAUGCCUUACUAGCUUUCCUCCAUUUGAGAGGAUAAAGCUGUUCACAUUUUUAAUAAUUUGUUUUUAAAAAUUUACUACUAAGUCUUUUUAUAUUUAUGUAUCUGUAUACAAAUCUUUUUUUGUCUUACAAAUGAUAUUUGCAGGUAUUAUACAAUUUUUCUGUUCUUGAUGGUUCCUUCAUAGCACAGUUAAGUCUCCAUCCCUAAAAAUCUUCUUGAUUGUUUCCAUUUAGGUAAAAGAGAAUGAGUGUUUUGUUCUGUUGUGUUUCUACAGAAUUUUUUUUUUACCAGUCUGGAUAAAAAACUAUUUCUAAACUCAUAUUACAAAAAUAAAAUAAAAUAAUGAAAAAAAGAAAGCAUGAUAUCUACCAUUUUGUUAUCUGGGUUUUAAAAAUGAGAUAUUGUUUUCAAUUAUUUAUAAUAAAAGUAUAAAAUGAUUUAUGACUCCAUUAUGUGCAUUGUGUAAUGCUUACAUGCUUAUAGAAAUUUAUCAUAUAUAACCUUUGCAUUUAAUUAUUUCAGAAUAGGAUAAUUAGGCAUUCGAAUUUUGUCUUUAAAUUUUUAUUUCAAUAAAAUCCAUGGUUUUUAUUCAAAUUUCUUCAUUUCAAUCACAACAUUGAUUUUAAAAAUUGAAAAUAAUA